This is a messenger RNA of Phascolarctos cinereus (koala), 2130 nucleotides long. The record is from RefSeq and is a predicted model, not a curated record. NCBI's taxonomy places the organism in Eukaryota, Metazoa, Chordata, Mammalia, Diprotodontia, Phascolarctidae.
AAGGGACUUUAGACAUCAUCUAUGCCAGCUCCUUCAUUUCGAAGAUGAGGAAGUGGGCCCAGAACACCAGUGACUUGCCCAGGGUAAUAAGUGGCAGACACACUGACUUCAAGCCUAGUGUUCUUUGCAUUUUAUCAUGAAGAAAAGAGGAAAUCAUGCCUAAGAAUGAUUUUUGCCAAGAAGACUGGAAAACAUGCCUUAAUAGUCUGCGGUUCUGUAGUGCAGAAGACCUGAGCCGAGCCACUUACUGUGUGACCUUGGUAGGGUUGGACUGUGAAGAUACUGAGAGCUCACUGCUGGACAGAGCUCUUGCUGUCCCCACUUCUGAGUCCUGUCCAAUAGAGAAGCCAAUAUCUGUUCCAUCUCCUCAGAUGUCCACUUUGGAAUCAGAUAGCAGCUCUGCCACUCAUCUUGUUGUUCCAACUUUUGAAUCCCGAUCAUCGAUGGAAAAGCCAGUAUCAGUCCCAUCUCCGUUGCCCACUGUAGAAACAGAUAGCAGCUGUGCCACUCACCUUUCCGUGCCAGCCUCUGGGUCCUGGCCAUCAGAGAAAAAGCCAAAGCCACCCCCUUGUCAGUUGUCCACUGUGGAAACACUUAGCAGCUGUGCUACUGCCUGUAAUAGUAGCCCUGCUUCUCCAGGUUUUGCUACACCAACUGAGUCCCAGUCAUCAGUAGAGAAGUGGAUAUCACUCCCAUCCCAACUGCCCACCACAGAAACAGAUAGCAGCUGUGAUAUUCACUGUUCUGUGCCAACUUCUGAGUCCUGGCCAUCGGUAGAAAAGUUGAUAUCCUUCCCAUCUCAGCUGCCCACCAUAGAAACUGAAAGCAGCUGUCCCACUUACUUUGCUGUGUCAUCCUCUGAGUCAUGGUCACCAAUGGAGGAGAUGCCAUUUUCAUAUCCUAUUCCCACUACGGAAAUAAAUAACAGUAGCUUCGCUUCUCCAGGCCUUCAUGUAUGGCCCUCUUCUAUGUCCCAGAUACCAACAGAGAAUUCAAUGCUACUCCCAUCUCCUUGGCUUCCUACUAUGGAAUCAUAUUACAGCUUUGCCACACGUAAUAUCAGUCCUGCCUCUCCCUGCCCUGCUGUGCUCACCUCUGAGCCUCGUUCAUCUCUAGAGAACCUGAUACCACCUCUAUCUCAGUUACCCACCAUAAAAAAAUCUAGCUGUCAUACCAUCUGGAAUAGCAGCCCUCCCUCUCCAGGCCUUGCUAUGUCCACCUCUGAGCCGCAGCCAUCAUCUCAAUUAUCCACCAUAAAAAAAUCUAGCCGUCAUACCAUCUGUAACAUCAGCACUCCCUUUCCAGGCCUUGCUUUGUCUACCUCUGAGCCUCAGCCAUACCUAGAGAACCUGAUAUCACCACCAUCUCCAUUAUCCACCAUAAGAAAACCUAGCAUUCGUAACAUCAGCCCUUCCUCUUUUGACCUAGCUAUACCCACCUCUGAGCUCCAGACAUCACCAGAGAACCUGAUACCAUUUCUAUCUCCAUUAUCCACCAUAAGAAAACCUAGCAGUCGUACCAUCCAUAACAUCAGCCCUGCCUCUGAGUCCCAACUAUCAUGGAAGAACCUGAUUUCACCUCUGUCUCCACAAUCCACCACAGAAACAUCUAGCAGCUAUUCCACUCGUAACAUCAGUCCUUCCCCUCCAGGCCCAACCCAUAACAUUGGUAUAAAAGGACAGGGAAGAGGUGAUCUCAGGGGUUUGAGUGGCCCCCUGGCAGCACAGGAGUCCCAGGCCCAGGGCUCCUGGGAUAAAGAACCUGCUCUCCGUUUCGUGAUUAAGACCACUGCAACUGGAGCAACAAUAAGCCAAAGAGGACAUAAAAUAGAAUCACAGGAAUCAGUGGGUUCUAAAAUGCAGGUCAGCAUAGGAGAACCCAUGGCAGAGGUGAAGAUACAUGGCAACAAAGAGAACCAGAAAUUGGCUAAGUUAGUAAUAGAAGAAGUAGUCACAAAAGCAGAGAAAUAUUCUAAAGAUGGAGCAAAAGGAAACAGCACUUUGAAAACAUCUUAUACUGAAAAGGGCACAGAGAGAAGGUACCUGUGAUUGACUGGGAUGCAAUUAGACAGAGUCACCUCCAGUAUAUACAAAGCAAGUGGGAAGGCCUUCCUCCAAUUAAGAAAGACUU